This is a messenger RNA of Branchiostoma belcheri (Belcher's lancelet), 7032 nucleotides long. Its product is annotated as ligand-dependent nuclear receptor corepressor-like protein. The record is from RefSeq and is a predicted model, not a curated record. Gene Ontology annotation, molecular function: DNA binding. The coding region runs from base 99 to 6236 and encodes 2045 amino acids. NCBI's taxonomy places the organism in Eukaryota, Metazoa, Chordata, Leptocardii, Amphioxiformes, Branchiostomatidae. Gene Ontology annotation, biological process: regulation of transcription by RNA polymerase II. The transcript is spliced from 6 exons. Gene Ontology annotation, cellular component: nucleus.
GCUAAUUAGCAUAUCUGUGACUUGCUACAUGCUGUACCCAGAUCCUGACGUCACUAGCACACACGUUCUGGUGACGUCAGCUACAGGUGUUGUCCGUAAUGGCCGGGUGCUCCAACGCUCGGUGCUCCUCCGAGCGGCGCUCUCUGCGCCGAGAGCUGGACCACUGGCGCAAAGACCUCAUCACCUGCGUCGGUCUAGAGAGCUUUGCAGAGUUCCUAAUGGGUCCUGAGAGAUUCAAAGAGGUCAUGCCAUUCAAUGGUUUUGAAGCUGUUGACUGCCCGGAUUGGGAACCCUCGUCAGAGUGUAGGUUGUGCCAUGCACGCAGGGAAGUUGUUACGGAGUCACUGGAACAUCAUAAAGAGCUGAUAGAGAGACAGCGCACACUAGAAGAAGCCCACACACAAGACUUCCCGGGUUCCUAUGUGCCCUUCAAGUUCAGCUCAGCUCAGGAAGCCAUACGGCACCUGGCAUCCCAUCAUGCAUCAAAACAACAACAAUCCUCCCAGAGUGCCUUGCAAGAAGAUUCGGACAAUCUAGAUUCUGAGGAAGACGACCUGCCCCCCUCCCCAAUGAACAAUUCCUGCAACGGGAGUGGUGCAAGGAAGCUGCGAAACUCUCCAUACUUCCUGAAAAUUCCUAGAGUUCCAUUUGGUCAUGAUGCCCAGGAGAAGGUAUCUCACAGACACAUCAAUGAAGUGAUGGAUCCCACGGCUGGACACCUCAGUAUACCUGCUACAACAAUGAAGACUUCAUCGACUGCCUCUGCUCAGCACUGCAAUGGAACUGACCCUCAGCUUAAACCAGAAAAGUCUCAUUCAGUCUGUGACAGUUCCCUGCACCAAGCCUUAGGUAACUGUCCAUCAUCAAACAGAAAUGUCUCACCUAAUGUAUUACAUCAAAGCCUUACGAGACCAAAUAGCUCAAGCCCUGUACCCACAGAAGUACACAACCUUAACAGCAACACUUAUAAUGAUACAAGGUGCCUGGAUGAAGAUUUCCUCUUGUGGGUUAUUUAUUCGAAGGGAAGAAAAGGUAGACAUUUAUUCAGCUUGGAGGAUUUGGAGAUGAACUGUAGUGAUACUGAGAUUGUCAGUAGUGUUACAGUAACUGAUGUUGUCAGUCAAGCUAAGGCAGCUGUUCCUCCUGCAAGCGCAGCCAGGGAUACAACGGUCCGCAAACCACCUACCUCAGCCGAUGACAAGGUGCAAGAAACACACACAUCAACCACUUGCCAACUUACAAGCAAUCUCAAAACAUGCCAAAACAAUAGUUCUCUUCAAGACAUGAUUUCAGGUGAGCCAAGCAGUGACAAGCUUGAAAAGGAGUGCAAGGUAGAGGCUGGUCAAGUUGGUGCCAAAAAUGACCCAAUAGGAAACAUACAUGAAGGUAAAAGCAUUAAUUACAGCGAUGUGGAUUUUGAUGAGAACAAAGGUUGUGAUCUCCAUGCUUCAUACCUGUUCAAACCGGUCAGCCUAUCAUCUGGCCUCUUGCCAUCUGACAAGUCACAAAACGACACAGACAGUGACGCAUCAAGCUUCUGCAGCAUCUCUCCUCCCAGCCUCAGCCCUGUCACUGAUUACGACACUUGUUCAGACAGGGACCUGUCCCAGUCAUCAGUUUACUCUUUAGAAGAGAAUGAGGAUGAGAGUGAAGAUCCGCCCCCUCCUAUUCUAUUUCCCAUGCCCACGAUGUCUUGGUCGAUCACGUUCUGCCCAGCCUUGAAAAAGGAACCCCAAAGCAGCAUGUCUGAAGACCAAGAUGGCUGCGAGGUAUUGUACCCCACUGAUGCAGAAAAUGCCAGCAUGGGCACAGAUUCAGGUUCUCAGUCAUGUUCCAGCGGUGAUAGCAUUUGCAGCAAUGAGAAUUCCACAAACUUCAUCUGCCCACCCAUAGACAGCAGCUCUGGUGUUGGUGAGGUUGAUGAUGCUCACAGUGAUAAUGUACCACAGACAAGUAAGGCUUUGUCCAGUAGCCUGUGUAAAGAUCUAUCAACUAAUGAUCAACAAGCUUUAUCCUGUAUCGAUACAGAUGUUGAAGUUGCAGGUAACUCAGAAAACACAAAGAAACAGACAUUUCCCAAGGAAGGUUUGGUAACUGAACAUGGUCCUCGACAUGCCCUCAAAGUUUCAUACCUUCACUGCCUUCCACACAGGCCUCUCACAAUGUUACAGAAGGGAAAAUGUGUGGAUGAUGAACACAGGCAUGUAGGGAAGGGCCACUAUCUUCUCAACAGGUCCACAGCAAGGAAAGCUUCAGUUAGUGAUCUCCAGCAAAAGGCUAGGAUUUUCCCCUGUCAUGUUCGAUUAAGGAAGCUGAGUAGCAGACAGAUUCCCCAGUAUGGCACUCAGCCUCAGAGAACGGCACCAGUGCUUCUGGGCAGACGUGGAAGGCCGAGGAAGUGGAUGUGGGUGAAAGGAAAGUCAGGGAAGUUGGUUCGAGUCCUGAUUCCAAAGAAAGAAUUGGCACCAUCCGGUGUAGGGGACAUCGAAGUGUUGAGAAAGUUACGGCCCUCCGCUCAGAGAGAGGUGAGAGAGGCUCAGUUAAAAACUGACCAGGUCCGAGCUCCUUCCAAGAAAGAUGACAACAAUGCCACACGCACAGCCCUCAGGCCCCUACCAGUGAGACUAGCCAAAAUCAAUGACAAGAAAUCUGAAAACACACCAAGGAAGCAGUAUAACUACAAAGAGAGCCAGCAGUCUAUGCAGCCUGAAACAAGCGAUAAAGCAAAGCCAGUGCCAGGUGCUUUUCCUAUUGUGAAGCAAAGGCAUGCAUCAGUUGAGGAAGAUGAAGUUGAUUUCAAAUGGACUGUGGCCGCUUGCAAGAAGGUACAAAGUACAGAUCUCCCAUGCACUUGCACCGUAACUACUCCCCUUGGCAAAAGCUAUGAAGUGGGAAACUGUGUGCCUUCAGAGAAGGACACUGCAGGUCUUGCUUCAUUGUCUGCAGGACCAAAGCUUGUCAGAAAAAAGGGGAACGGUCAGAAAGAAAAAGUGAAGCAAAACAAUGAAAUGGCGCUAGGGAUACGCACAUUGCCACACAGGAGAGCUCGUACUAAAGUGCUAAAGGCUUUCCACGCAGUCAUCUUGAAAAAGUACCAGAAGCCUGAGAGCUUCAUGCCCGCUGCUAUCAGGAAACUCCGGCAGCUGCCAUCGAGAAACAAACGCCUGCGGGAGAGCACCAAGAGUAUGCCCUCUCUGAGGAAAACAAGCAGGAAGCAUUUGCUGAAGACUUUACAGAAAACAGCAGAUUGUGAGAUGUCAGAGAAAUAUUGCCCCAAAAGGGAGUUAAGAAUCGUUUCACAUGGCUUCAGUGACAGUGUAAAGGAAAGAACUGUUGAUGAUGGUAGCAAAGUUGCCCUUAAUAUCAAACACAGCACAGAUGUGCACCAUGAUUGUGUUGAUGUUGAGGAACAGAUGCAAGUAGAACAGUGCUCUGUGGUGCUGCAGCCCAUCUCUCCACCUACAGUUAAGUCAAUCAUUGCUGAUGCCUCAGGAACCCAAACUCAGCUUGAAGACUUUUCAUCCGCUAAAUCUGAGGAGAACAUGGAAACAAGAGACGUGCCAGUUGUGAAGCAGGAACGUGAAGAUCCACUCGAUCACGAUGGGCCUGGAAUGAUCAAAAUUGAUGCAGAGGUCUGUGAGAAACGACGGCUGAGAGUUCUGCCUGAGAGAGUGGCAAGACUGCGAGAGGAAGAGAGGAGACGGGAAGCUAAAAACACUGUCACCUUCACUACAGCAUGGCCAAGUCACGAGAAACAGACAAGAUGCCUGGAUGAUUCUCCAUUCGAUAAGAAUGCAGGCACAAAGGAUAUGGAAAACCCUCCUCUUUCAAUUAAAACAGCAGAUAAUUCUGUAGUUCUGAAUUCCAAGAUUGAUUCUAAAUCUAACCCCAAACACAACAAAUACCUUAUAAAUGAUGGGAUCUCUGGCAGAACAGUGCAUAACAAUGCACAAGAGGAGACAAGAAUACAAGACAUUACUUGUAAGACAGAGGGUGAAGAUAUUGAUGACGAAAGAAAGUUGCGAAGCUUGCCUUCUAGAAUGGUAGCACAACCAAACAAUGCUUGGGGAGUGAAGAAGGCAAGGGGAAGACUUCGGAAACAUUUGCUAUUGCCAUCAGAUUGUGAACCCCUGGCAAAGAAACAUCAAGGUAGACCAGGAAAGCAUGUCCUCCCUGAGUCCCUUGAUAGUACCAUGUACACCACAAGGCAUACAAAACAUGGUGUGGAGACAGUGUCAGAAGUCAAAAGAAGGCCCAUCUGUGUAGAUCAAGCGACCAAGUCAGAUGAUUGCAGCAGGGAAAGAGUGAAUAGCAGCCCGUCCAGUUUGGUACAUGGCAGCCUUACAAAUGGGGUUACCUUUGACAGACAACUUGAUAUGGCCAAUGUUGCUUCAAGUCCAAACCAAGAAGGGAACAGCAGCACAGAAACUGAUACCACAAGCAUGGAAGCAGCAGCAGCCACGUGUGACUUCAUGGUGAAGAGGAAAUUGGCCCAGAAGACUGAUCUAAGAUGUGAGUGCAUGUCCCUGAACACCAGUCUUACACUCCAGUACCAAGAUGCCAUCAUCAGCAAGGGCUGGGUGAAGACAUCAGAGAAGCCAGGAAGGAGAGACACCAGCCUUAUACAGAGUCUGUUCACUCAGCCAGUGACCUAUAACACCAUCAUGACAUUAGUGGGGAGUAGUAACAGUAGGAUGUUCCAGAGCCAGGAGCAAGUGGCCUUAACUCAGGUAGUAACGGCACCCAAGGGUAAAAAGGGCAUGCACAUUCAGCAAAAUGGCACCAAAGGUUUAAAGACAAAGAAGAAAAGAUUUGAAGAAGUUUCAGUGACCACCAACAGGAAGGAUCUCAUUGAUGAUGUGCCAAUCUCACCUAGCAAGCCUAUUACGAUGCCGAUUUCUUCACAAAGAGCAGCAAAACAUCAGACAACUCCAAGAACAAAAAUACACAGGCAGGCUGACAGACUCAGAAAGACUCUACGGAAAUUUGCAUCCGUGACUCCAGCAAAGAACCGCAUCAUUCCUCAUGAAGAUGUGGGUAGAAGGAAGUGCAAGGCUGCUAAGAAGCUGUUUAUUGAACCAAGGAAUCCUUCCAUCCUGUGGUGCCACCAUCCAAGCAGUGACUCCAAGACAAAAGGACCAAAUGCAAAAAACAGCCCAAAGGCAGGAAUCAUCUCAGGGGCAAAACACAGCUCUAAGCCUCCAUCCACUAACACUACUUCAACUGUCCAACCACCGGCAAAGGGUAGAAUAGAAAACGUGUCAGACUCAUCCUCCACUACCCUUUCAAAACCUGCCAGCUCUGGUGAUGGCUUGUGCGGAGAAAGGGACACUUUAACAGGGCCUCCUGAAGAUGGGAAGAAGUCACAGGGAAAGAAAACAUCAAAGAAACACAGCAACUUCUCGCCAUCCACAUCAAAAGGCUCCACUCUAAGCAAAGUCAAGCCUAAAGUGGCAUCCAGCAGCAGGAAACAUGAAGUAGAUCCAAUCACUGCUAUUGACCAAUCAGAUCACAGGGAUGAGAUUGCAUCAAACACUGCGCAGGCUUCAAGGUCAUCUGCAAGAAUACAGCAGAAGCAGUUGUUGGGAUUCUCCAUUUGUCCCUGCUGUGCCUUAGUGGAAGCUGAGCACUUUGAACGGUUCAAGAAAAGGGUAAAAACCUCCAAGUCUGAGGAAAAGCAUCAAACAGAGAAAGUCUCCUUACCAGCCAAGCAGCUUGUAAAGAAAGAAGGAAAUAAUACCAAGAAAGCUACUGGAUCAGCUAGUCAGUCAGGCAAGCCGUUCAAACCCAAGAAUAAGCCUGCUGCAAAAGGAAGGAUACGGAAGUCUAAAGAUGACAGGAAUCCACAAGAUUUGGGUUCGCCCAGUAGCUGUAUUGUCAAUAGCAGCUCUGACACUCCACCAGUAACUUGCUCUAGCAGUGAAGCUGUUUCUGAGAAUGUUCCAGAAGAUUUAUCUUCCUCAGUUCCACAGUUAGUAAGGUCUAGUUCAGUCCCACCCAUCUCCUCAACACAGUGGGGGAAUCUAACGCAUGGUGAUCAAAUCUUAAAGGAAGGCCCAGGUGCAAAAGACCAAGUGGCAUCCCCAGAAGUGAGUGCUGAAGUACAAAAUGGGGAAAUGUUUUCAGACUGUGAAAAUGUUGUUUCUUGUGAGGAAGAUAAUUAUUGUCUUGAUGAAGAGGGGUUUGCAGGGCCUCUUGAUCUGAGAGUAUCAUGGAAGAAAUAUGAGCCUGUUUAAAGAUACAGACUGCUUAAAGUUGCAGUCACUUCACCUUAUGCUUUUCAGAUUAGACAUUUGCAUUAUGAUAUACAAUAAUCAUGUACAUGACUGACAGUGUAACACACACACAUUGCUUUUCUUUUUGUCUGGCACAAAAAGAAUUGUUCAUUUAAACCUAGACCUGAUUGAUAGGAUUGAAUUUGAAUGACAAUACGUCUUUCAAUUUCAGUAAUUUUUCCUUAUCAAAUAUGAUUACCGUUUUCAGUCAAAAUUUUUUGCAGUAUUGUUCAUUGCUUUGUCCAAGUACACAGAUGGUUGCCAGAUUUACCCAAAUUGCACUAAUCAUCUCUAAACCAAAUCUUUUUGAAUUACUUGUCCAAAACGUAUUGAAAAUUGACAGAAAGCCUUGGGAAAAGGUUGAUAGCUUUUUUAUGCCACAUGGGGAUUCAAUGUGGAUUAUAAUUUGAACACCAUAUGAAGUCGAAUUAACAUACAAUGUAGCCAUUUGAUCUAGUCUGUAGUAACCGUUGAAAAGGCAUUUUCAUUAUACUAGUAACCAUCAUAGCAAUGACAGGUUGAAACGUUUAUGAAAUAGUCUGUAAAAUAAUUAAAUUUUGGUCACUACUGUAUUAUUCCUUUUGGAACAUGAUUGUUAUGGAAAGGAUGUAAUACAGUUCUGCAAUGGGACUUAAGAUGGAAGGUCAUCUUACUCAGGACCCUCUUGAUUUCUCAGGGCCACAUACAUGUACAUGUAUGUAGCUGUGUAACAGUUGUUGUAUAUAUGUACAUGUAUGUACAUGUAUGUAGCUGUGUA